AAGUUGUUUGGGGUGGGCUAGUGUAAGAAGAAGUCGUUGCGCGGCAUCGUCUACUGAUUGGCAAAAGUCGUGGUCGAAAAUAGUGACAUGAAUGAGAGUAACGAAGUGCCGAUGAGAGUGUAUGGCAAUAGUUUCCUUAUCUCUUUCUUUCCUGCUAAUCCUUUUGCUCGAUUGUCCCCAAAUCUGCUCAGUCGGUAUCCUAACGGGUGCUACUGGUAUUGGCGCUGAAACAAUGUCGCGAGACGGGAUUUCGGUCGACGAGUUUAAAUCAAAUCGAUUCGGACGAGGUCGGAGUGAGUCGUGGAAGUUUUGUCGUGUCCUAAAUGCAGGGCUGCAUCCAGGAAAAUUGGGUUGAGGUUGUGCGAAGUGAAUAGGAUCAAGUUCCUCCUGUUCGACCUGGAGAAGGGAAGAGGGAGAAAGAGACAAAGGUACGCACGAUCUGGGGAGGAAGACGA
Molecule: messenger RNA, 455 nt
Organism: Colletotrichum acutatum
Lineage: Eukaryota; Fungi; Ascomycota; Sordariomycetes; Glomerellales; Glomerellaceae
Exons: 1
Coding region: 122-355 (77 amino acids)
Source: RefSeq, a predicted model, not a curated record